UUUGAAAAAACUAUCUAAACGACCUAAAAGUUCGAAGUCACGAUGCAGAAAUUUAUGGUAUCUCUCUUGCUGUCGGCUGCUAUAAUGCCCAUGUUGCUGGAUCAAGCUUGCGGACAGUUUUAUGCCUGUGGAGAUAACGCUAUUUGUGGACCUGAUGAAUAUUGUAGCGACAAUAUCUGGGAAUGCCGAGAUAAAAUCGAAUGUGAAAGCGACGAUGAUUGUGAAUCUGACCAAUACUGCGAUAAGUAUCUAGGGGCUUGUGACGAUGAAGACUGUGGAUUAUACGGCGAAUGUGAACCUGGUCAAUAUUGUGACUGGGGUAUGUGGAAAUGCUAUAAUCAAGGUUAAUGACUUUGAUGGUCAUGAGUCAUUCAAGAGUCAAGUUUUUGCAAAGAGAGGAAGAACAACGCAAACAGAGAAAAUAAAUUUUACUUUGCUGAAUAUGGAAUAAUAAAAUAUUCUACAAUAAUA
Styela clava is the source of this 471-nucleotide messenger RNA. Lineage: Eukaryota; Metazoa; Chordata; Ascidiacea; Stolidobranchia; Styelidae. The record is from RefSeq and is a predicted model, not a curated record.